Molecule: messenger RNA, 2059 nt
Organism: Anneissia japonica
Lineage: Eukaryota; Metazoa; Echinodermata; Crinoidea; Comatulida; Comatulidae
Product: peptide methionine sulfoxide reductase-like
Exons: 4
Molecular function (GO): peptide-methionine (S)-S-oxide reductase activity
Source: RefSeq, a predicted model, not a curated record
AUGUCAAGAAGGCAGGGUUUAUUAGCUGGCCAAAAAAAUAUAUUUAGCAAUUUAGCCAAUUCGAUUCAAGGAGCAAAAAUGCCUUUCAAGGACCCAGAGGUCGCAGUUGACAAGGCAACAUUUGCACUUAGCUGAUUUUGGUUCCCUGAGGCGCAGCUGGGCUGCGUCCCAGGGGUGAUACGCACCAGGGUUGGAUACACUGGAGGAAAGAAGAAAUUCCCCACGUAUCAUUCCCUAGGUGAUCACACAGAGACAGUGGAUUUAGAUUUUGACCCUAAAACAACAGAUUACGAGACGCUUUUGUGGAUGUUCUGGAAGAAUCAUGACAGCACUGCAUGUCUGAAUCGCCAGUACAUGUCAGCCAUAUUCUACCACACAGAGGAGCAGAAGAAGUUGGCAGAGAAGACCAAAGAUGAACACCAGAAGACUUUAAAGAGGAAAAUCCAAACCAAAAUUACGCCAGCAUUGACGUUUUACGAAGCAGAAGACUAUCAUCAGAAAUAUCUGCUACGUCAGAAGGGAGACCUGCUGCACAGUCUGAACCUAACCCCGAAGGAAGUGAUCUCUUCCCAUGUUGCAGCCCGGCUGAAUGGUUAUGCUGGUGGUCAUGGUUCCAAGGCUGGUUUUGAAGCCGAGCGCGAGACACUUGGUCUCAGUGACGACCAAGUUAACUAUGUCCGCAAACUUUUAGGCUAUGGCUCAAUGAACUAAACCAACACGCCGUAACAUUAAACAUUAUCUGAGGUUGCAGUUAAGAUUAUUUCAUGUGUUUGGUGAAUUGUUAUAAAAAAAAUCCUCUUUUGUAGAAGUAGUGGAAAAACUAUAGAACAAUAGCUGUUACUAGCAGCAGGGCAGGGGUGGUAAUUCCCAGGGGGGACAGACAUGAACCCCGGGAACCCCCCUGUUUGAAAAACUAAACAGUGUGCUGUUCCAAGUAAUUGCAGUUCCUAAUAUUGUGGUCUAAAGGCACAAUUUUUAACAUUUUAUUCCAAUACCCUACUCUUGACCCCAUCAAGGAUUACUCCUACCCUGACUGGAAACCAUAAGUAGCCCUUUGGUUGGACCCUUAUUGGACCCACCUGUGGUGCCGGACCCUGCAGAUACCUAGAGCAUUGUAUAAAUAAAACAGGGUAUCAGCAUUUUCAGAUUAUUGAAUAAUAUUCUUAGAUCAGGUUUAAAGAGUUGUAGAUAAUCAUAAUGUAUAAAUCAGGGGUGGCGUUGUAUCUAUGAUAUUUUUGUACUGCCUAUAAUAGAUCAAUGAUUCUAGUACUUUAGUAGCUUCAGGGAAAUGUGCAGUGACCAUCAGUGGCGUAACAACAAGUCACACGGCCCGUGGGCGAGAAACCAUUGGGGGGGCCAUGUUUUUGAAGGGCCCCUUCACAAUUGAAUAUCAAGCAGUAUUGUAGCGUAUACAUUACUAUAAUUUAAUUCAAAUUCUCUGUGAAUUCUAGCGGAGAACCAGUGCUGAGAGAACCCUUUACUGUACUUCAAUAUGUGGCUGUGGAACGUUUUGGGUCGAGAAUUGAUGUGUAUAAAAGAAGUGUUGUCAUGCGAGUCCACUUAGGAUAUUCGAGAGUCAAAAUCGUGGUAUUAAAUUGUUGUGCCUUCCACUGUACCAUAAUGUCAAAGCUGUGUUAGGAGAAGCUGUUUAUAAAAAGGAGAGCCCUCCAGGGACCCUUUAGGCUGGGGGUCCUGUGGCUUUGACCCCCUAAAUCCGAUAGACAUUACGCCACUGAUGGCUUUGUAGGAUAUUUUUGUACCGCCUUUUAAUAGAUCAACAAUUCUAGUAACUCUAUUAUCUCUAUUAUCUUAUGGGAAAUGUGCAGUGACUCUUAUUAAUUUUUAAUAUUACAGUACAUAAAUAUGUUGAAUUGUGUGCAUUAAAUUACAAGUUGUUUUACUUUGUGUACCCUUUGUAAAUGAAGUCUUCUAGUUAACUCAACUUUGUUGAAGCUAGUUGAUUGAUGCUCUACCUUAGGGUAUGCUAAAGAUACAACAUGUAAUCUAAUUCAGAAAAUUCAAAUAAUAAUGCAUUAAAUAAAUUUGAAGAAAAUUAAAA